Pleurotus ostreatus (oyster mushroom) is the source of this 1509-nucleotide messenger RNA. RefSeq lists its product as uncharacterized. Gene Ontology annotation, molecular function: monooxygenase activity; iron ion binding; heme binding. The transcript has 11 exons. Bases 1 to 1509 code for a protein of 502 amino acids. The record is from RefSeq and is a predicted model, not a curated record. NCBI's taxonomy places the organism in Eukaryota, Fungi, Basidiomycota, Agaricomycetes, Agaricales, Pleurotaceae.
AUGUUGACCCCCAUCGCGACCUUGGACGCUGCUUUGGCCGGCGUUGGCCUCUUCUGCAUCUAUAAGAUUGCAACAAGGAAGAGUUUGGGUCCCCUACCUCCUGGUCCGAAGGGCCUUCCCCUGCUUGGGAACGUCUUGGACAUGCCCAAAGAGAAGGAGUGGCUGACCUUCGCGAAGUGGGGCGAGAUGUGGGGGGAUCUUGUCACUAUCACGAUUUUCGGACAGCCAUUCAUUGUUCUGAACAACAUCGAUGUCGCGGCAGAGCUAUUGGACAAACGCAGUGCGAUCAACUCUGACCGACCUGUCAUCCCUAUGGGUGGCGAACUUGUUGGGUGGAAGAACACUCUUGUACUUAUUCCGUACGGCGCCCGGUUCCGCUCUUUCCGCAAGAAGUUCCACCAGGUCAUUGGUACACCAGCGAUGAUGAAGCAAUUUGAGCCUGCGGAAGAGCAUGAGACGCAGAAAUUCUUGCGUAGACUCUUGAAGAGUCCAGAGGACUUAGGCGCUCAUGUUCGCAAAAUGGCUGGUGCUAUCAUCUUGCAAAUAUCGCACGGUUAUACUGUGGCGGAGGGCACGGAUCCCUUUGUCACAUUGGCCGACGAAGCCACAGAACAAUUCUCAUACUCUACGGCACCGGGCGGUUUCUUGGUGAACCUCGUCCCACCUCUUGCAUCUCUGCCGGAUUGGUUCCCCGGCGCCGGAUUCAAGCAAACAGCCAAAGAAUGGGCUAAGACCUUGGAUGAGACGGCCAGCUAUCCAUUCCGGUUUGUUAAAGAGCAGAUGGCUUCUGGUACGGCAGAGAAGUCAUUUGUGUCGGCGCUUCUGGAAGAACCCGUCUCCCCCGAGGAGGAGAAUGACAUCAAAUGGUCUGCAGCAUCUCUAUACACAGGUGGAGCCGAUACGACUGUUGCCUCAAAUUACGCGUUCUUCCUGGCGAUGACCCUGUACCCCGAGGUACAGAAGAAGGCUCAGGCCGAGCUUGAUGCCGUGGUCGGUCCCAACAGACUGCCCACCUUCCAAGACAGACCCAACCUCCCAUACAUGAACGCCGUCGCCAUGGAGGCUCUUCGAUGGCAUUCCGUUGCUCCUACAUCCGUCCCCCACCGAACAACCGAAGAUCAAUUCUACAAAGGUUACUUCAUCCCGAAAGGCACACUCUUCAUCACAAACAUCUGGAAAAUGAUGCACGAUCCUACGGUAUACUCGAACCCAUCGGAAUUCAGGCCGGAGCGCUUCUUGGGCGAUGCUCCAGAGCGCGACCCUCGUGAUGCUUGCUUUGGCUUCGGACGACGGAUUUGUCCUGGUCGCGUCUUGGCUGAUGCCUCUGUCUUCAUCGCCACCGCUAUGACACUAGCCACGCUCAAAAUCAGCAAAGUCGUUGAAGACGGCAAAGUUAUUACACCCGUAGUCGACCAAACAACAGGUACCAUCAGUCACCCGGUUCCCUUCAAAUGCUCUAUUGAACCUAGGUCAGAAAAGGCUAAGGCCUUGAUCUUCGCUGAGCCCUAA